This is a messenger RNA of Mesorhabditis belari, 708 nucleotides long. The record is from the annotation of a GenBank genome assembly. NCBI's taxonomy places the organism in Eukaryota, Metazoa, Nematoda, Chromadorea, Rhabditida, Rhabditidae.
AUGCUUGACGGGAGCGCUUGUGAGAGUUCUUUGAGCUCCAAGCAAAUAUUUUCGACUGCGGAAACGGUAGAUCGACCAGCUUUGCGCCAAACGCUUAAACCAAUUUUGGCCAUCUCUAAUACUUUUGCUGCAAAUCGAUCAGCACCAUUUCCAUCAAAGAAAGUUAUGAAUUUCCUGGCUAAAGUCGACUCGAAAAUGCUUCAGCUAGAAAGGCCCUCUUACGAAAUCUUGGAAAAAUCGAAAUCUCCUGCACACUAUGCUUCGAUUCAUUACUCAGACAACAUGACUGUGAGUCUAUUCGGUCUUCUCGAUGUUGAAGAUAAGCUGCCCCUGCACGAUCAUCCAUUCAUUCACGGCUUCAUCAAAGUUAUCUAUGGAAAAUUUCAGGUUUUCUCGUUUUCUGCAAAAAGUGACGUUGCUCCAGAGAUCGGAGGAGAAAUUGAGACUUUUUAUGAAGGUGUUCAAGUGGUGACCCCGGAAGAUGACGUCAUUUAUUUAGCGCCCGGUUACGGAAAUAUACAUGAGAUCAGAGCCUUGGAGCCCAUCUCAAUCUUCAUCGAUAUUCUGAUUCCAGGCUAUGGAAGCAAUACAGCUGCUCACUAUGAAAUGCCAAGGCCACUGCCUCCACCAAAAACCAAAGUCACUCUGAAGCGAAAACGAAAGCAUUUUUGGACAACAAACAUCGAUUAUCCAACACUGUCGAAUCUU